Messenger RNA from Metschnikowia bicuspidata var. bicuspidata NRRL YB-4993, 1819 nucleotides. It is a transcript of the gene ASK1, whose product is annotated as Ask1p. Gene Ontology annotation, cellular component: mitotic spindle pole body; mitotic spindle; DASH complex. The transcript has a single exon. Gene Ontology annotation, biological process: attachment of spindle microtubules to kinetochore. The record is from RefSeq and is a predicted model, not a curated record. Lineage: Eukaryota; Fungi; Ascomycota; Pichiomycetes; Serinales; Metschnikowiaceae. Bases 57 to 1556 code for a protein of 499 amino acids.
CUCAUAUUGUCACUAUUUAACAAGGUCCUAUAGUAUUCUAAGGCAAGAAGGACCAAAUGUCACCAAGACGCAAAUCCAUAAUAAAUCUCAGUAGGAGCGUGCGGCAUGAGCAAGACCGCGAUGACUCUGCUGCUCUCGAGUUGGAGAGGUUGGAGCAGGAAACUACACUCGUACUCCAGGAAAUUGACCAUAAUCUCUCGCGCGCAAAUUCAGUAAUUAAUGACAAGAUGUUCCCGGUUUUGAAGAAGUAUUCUGCAGCGACAGGCAAGAUAUGGGAAAAUGUCGGGUUUUGGAAACACUUCAUGGAAGAGGCAGCUGACGUAGAGGUGAAGACCUCGGCCGACAUGAUUGGAUCUGACAAAGGCUAUGCAAAGUCCCCAGAGCCGAAGACUUCUAGAGCCGAAGAAGACAUUCCAAAGGAGGUAGUGCCAGAUCCAGUUUCAGAUGAUAGCUCGAGCUCGCUUGGACAAAUCCAGGCAUCUACUCCCCAACAGGCUCGUUCACGAGCCCUGAUAUUGUCAUCACACGAUGAAAACACACCUCGAAUCAUUCUGCGUAGACCUCUAUCUGCUUUUCGCCGUCUUCCAAGCUCUCUGAACAAGAGCACUCCACUGAGGGGACAGUCUGAGACAGAGGCCCGCAGGCUGUCACUCAUAUUAAAACAUUUGAACUCCUCCCCGACCCUACCGGAGCCGCCAGUUCUAAUGAGCGAAAUUGGAAAGAUGAAAUCAGGCAGCAGUCCAAGGCCCGUGAAAGCAUCACCCGUCGACCAGCACAUUUCGUCGAGUGACUCUGAUGAUUUGGGUUUGGGGAGGCUUCUGCCUGUAUUACUUCCGUCUAUAAAAUUGACGCCCAAAGCAACUAACCUGGCUGAUUCCAUGGGAAAAUCUGCGCAACGUUUUCCAAACACGCCAGUAUAUGGGUCGUCUGCUUUAAGACACCAAACCGAUCGAAGCUCCUUGGUGUCUCCAGUCCAAAGAGGUUACGCGGAAUCAAAUUCCCUGAAUAGAGAUGAAAUACCUAUUCCUUCACCUGCUGCAGUCACUCUACUACGAGAUGAUGACAGUGAUGAAAUUGCUGCGCCUCAAUUGCUAUCAUUACGAAAAACAGGCAACAAACGCGACAGAGUCGGAGAAGAAUCAAAUUCACGCAAGAAGAGAAACAUUUCUCAUGAUGACAACGAAAACGUUUUUUUGGAUCAGAGUAAUAUCAACAAGAGUACUUCAACAAUUUAUCAUACUAUGGUUCACGACCCCGUUGAAAAGCAGGGAAGCACGAAAGAACCCAACUCUGAGACGAUGUCACAAAUAUUUGAAAGAGUUAUCUUGGCUGGACCAAGUGCUGUAACUCUGAAUACUCCCAAUAGGAAUGAAGAUAAUUCCGGGAAGACUGAGAACAUCAAUCCAAGUGUCCCCGGACCCGAAACAAACAAGGAAGCGUCAGCAGACUCGAGAUCAGAACCCACUGAGAACUUGUCACAAAUUGCUAAUAGCUCUGAUAUGGACUCAUUUUUCAGGGAAAAAUGGAAAUCAAUAACGAGUAAUUUGAGAAAAUAAGCUGCAUUUUACAACCAAGAUAGUUUUUACGUAUUUCCAUCUUCUGCCUGAAAUCACUCAUAUAUAUUUAGGCUUGGCCUUUCCAUUGCACGUGGUUUGACUUGAAAUGUAGAGGAAAUUUGGCAAGCGAAAGUAUCGAUUGAAGUGUGCCCGAUGACAUGUUAUGUCUGCCGAAUCUUAUCCCGGCCAGAGCGAAAAAGAAUAUGCCCGCGACAAGAAGUUGCGGUAUCAAUUAAGAAUAAUAUAUAUUAAUCACUUAUUAU